GGAAGCGAAGGGGGGAAGGAGACCCCCGCCCAUUUCCUGGCCCAGUGGAAGAUCGAGUGCCUUUUCCUCAAUGGGACACAGCGGGUGCGGUUCCUGUUCAGGCAGAUGUACAACCGGCAGGAGCUUGUCCGCUUCGACAGUGACCUCGGGAAACAUGUGGCCAUUACGGCAUUGGGGCAGGUGGAUGCGGACUAUUGGAACGGAGAUAAGCAGGUCAUGCAGUACCGGAAGUCUGCUGUAGAUUCCUUCUGCCGAUACAACUACUUCGAGUUGAACUUCGAGGCGGCCAGGAGGGAGGAACGAGCGAUCGGCCGGAGAA
Pseudonaja textilis is the source of this 319-nucleotide messenger RNA. The record is from RefSeq and is a predicted model, not a curated record. NCBI's taxonomy places the organism in Eukaryota, Metazoa, Chordata, Lepidosauria, Squamata, Elapidae.